AUGUCCAAAGCCACCACAACAGCAGCAGCUCAGCUGGUCAGGUCAGUCUUCAGGACCGCUGCCACACUUCUCCUCCCGGCAAGAGAGCUGAUCAAGCCCGCGCUGUUGAAUCCGACUAUCCGGACAGACUGGUCGUCCCCGCCGGUAAAGCCACUGCAGCACCUCCCGUCGGACCUGCCCUCGGUGCAAGGGGUGUCAAGUCCAUCGACUUUGUCAAAGAGUUCAAUGGUACGUGUGUGUGAAUUCAACUGUCACCUCAUUUCGUCGCUCACGUGCUCGUGCUCGCCUCGCAGCCCGGACCUCGAGCCUCACGCCGGGGACACCAACACCGGUGAAAAUCACCAUCCAACCCGACCGAACCUUCACCUUCACGAUCCAGUCCCCACCGACCUCGUACCUCAUCCGUCAAGCCGCAGGGAUCGAGAUCGGCUCGGGCACCCCCAACAAGGCCGCCGGUGGAACGAUCGCGGGUACGAUUUCGCUCAAAGCCGUGUACGAGAUUGCGAAGCUCAAGCAGGCCGAUCAAGGAUUGAAGGGCGCCGAGCUGGAGAGCAUCGCCAGGAGCAUCGUCGGCAGCUGCAAGAGCGCCGGAGUGCAGGUCGUGCCAUGA
Messenger RNA from Microbotryum saponariae, 610 nucleotides. NCBI's taxonomy places the organism in Eukaryota, Fungi, Basidiomycota, Microbotryomycetes, Microbotryales, Microbotryaceae. The record is from the annotation of a GenBank genome assembly.